Messenger RNA from Leishmania braziliensis MHOM/BR/75/M2904, 2100 nucleotides. RefSeq names its product cyclic nucleotide-binding protein-like protein. NCBI's taxonomy places the organism in Eukaryota, Euglenozoa, Kinetoplastea, Trypanosomatida, Trypanosomatidae. The record is from RefSeq and is a predicted model, not a curated record. Bases 1 to 2100 code for a protein of 699 amino acids. The transcript has a single exon.
AUGGAGCCGCGCAAGAACACUUCGGUAUUCUUGACCAGCCUUGUCUUCUAUGAUGAGCGAGGGCAGGAUACCCAGGAGGAGAGGGAUGACUCCGUCGGCUUUCUUGUUCCAUUCCGUGUCCCCCCGAUGCCGCGUUCCAUCACUACACAUCGCUAUGUGUCACUGAAUCUUCUGCCGAGCGGCAGAAGUGGCAACUCUCGCACGUUAAUGAGCUGGGAAAAGCAGAUAAUCCUCGCUCGACUGCAGAAAAAUGCCCCUCUCGACACAGAGGCCUUUCAGCGACGUUUGUCAUGUACGAAAAGACGAAACGGUCGCCAGUGCAUUCGCCAGGUGCUCGAUAGGGCGGAGGAGGCGAAGCAGGCGGCGAUAGUGGCGAGAGAGACGGCCUUUCUGCAGAUAGAGGAGCGGCGAAAGUGUAUCUUCUACAAGCAUCAACAUUUAGUGGAGAUCAAGCGACGUGAGGAAUCUCUGGAUCGGGCGAUAAGGUGGUCUACCAUCGUCGUCUGUCAUGUCUUCCUGGCAGCCCUCAUGCAGGAACGGCGGGUACAGGAGGCGAUGAACACUCUUAGCUUCUUAAUGGCGCCAAUGGUUCGGCGUUUUCUCGGGCUGCGUGCGAGGCGCAGGGAGACAGAACAGCUGACGCGCAGCCACCUUAGCGAUAUCCCAUUCCCCUACCCACAUAUCAUUCAGAGCAUGAGCGGCACGUUCUUUGAGGGCUGGCCCUCGGUGCUGCUGGAGAAGUUAGUGGAGAAGGUGAAACCGUGCUACCUGCGUAAGGGAAGCUAUCUGAUGCAUGAGGGUGAUGUGGGUCGUGUUAUGUACAUGGUCACCCUGGGGGCCGUAUCAAUUGUGCUUCGCAAAAAGGGGCCCGACAAGCGCCGCACAAAGGACAAUUCGAUCGGCGUCCUACAGAUCCAGGCACCGUGCUACGCAGGUGAGUUCGCGCUAGUGUGCAAAGAGCCGCGUUCGGCAUCCAUCAUCUGCGAGACGGACAUCGGUUACUGGGCUGUCUCGCCGGAGGACUACGAGGACGUGGUGAAGUACCUAAGUCCGGCGGUAGCCAGCAAGCAACGGGAGGCCACAGAUGUGCGUCGUCGCCAGAACCUCCAACGCUUUUUUCCUCUGCACGUGGCUUUCCUGCGCAACUUCCCGUACUUUGCACAAUUUAGCGACAACAGCCUUUUGCGGUUGAUCGACAGCGUCGAACCGAUUGUCUUGCACGACGGGGACUACCUCUUUCGAGAGGGCGAGAUGAACUCCUCAACCUACUUUGUGCAAGACGGGGUGGCAGUCCUGCGCGAUCACGAAGGCACUCAGCGAAAGGUCUUGAAGGGAAGCUGUGUUGGUGUUUUCGAGUGCUCCUGCGGCGUCAACGAGCCGAAGCGCAGCUCCAUUGUGAGCGUCGACUACUGUGACAUAUGGCGUCUGAGUCGGGAGCCGCUCAUCGAGAUAGGCAUGAGCGAGCCAGCAGCACUUCUGCACUGCCGUAGUGCGGCCAAGAGGGACCGGGCAUCAGAGAUGCACAAAGACAAGGUGGCGCUGCAAUUCUUCCGGAAAGACCCGUACAUGUCCUUCUGCUGCCCUGGCUCCACACUCGCCAACCUUUUUGAGGCGAGCACCCCGACCGUCUUCCUCAACGGUGAGCGCCUCGCGCUCAUGGGGAAAACCUUGAAUGCCGUGACAGUGGUCAUGAGCGGUGUGCUCGACAUUACCAUGUCGAGGAACGCAGAGCAUACAACUGUCAGAGUGCAUGUGGCACCUAACGCCGUCAGCAAUGCAACUCUUCGAAGCGCCAGCGCCCCAUUCCGCGGUCUGAGUCGCGUCAUUGGGGCAUACGAGUUUGCCUCGUCGCUCUCUCAAUAUGUGUGCACUGUGACGAGUGUUGGGUUGACAGAGGCCUUCGUCAUCGAGCGGGCACAGCUGGACACAAAGGUUCCUGUUGCCCUCCGUGGUAUGAUACACGACACUGUCAGCAGCAGGGAGUGUGUAAGUCGCGCUUACAAACUGGAGAAUGCGGGCUUGCUGUACAACGACGAAGCCUUGAGUUUCGUACGGCUUUACAGAGAACUGCGAAACGCCGAGCGUGAAACGCGUAAGUGA